GGCUGCUAGAGCCGGGCCUCCGCCUGAGGCGCUCCGCCAGGCCCCGCCUGCACGGCGGGCGGCGGGGCGGUGCCGGCCCGGCUCCGGCGAGGGAUGGCGGCAGCGAGGAGGGCCCGGGCGGGGGAUCCCCGCGCUGGUUUCAGGCAGCCGGCGGCGGAUCCGGGACCCGCCGUGCCGCAGGGGCUGAUCCGGGCGGCUCGGAAGAGCGGGCAGUUAAACCUGUCGGGCCGGAGCCUCAGCGAGGUGCCUCAACAUGUAUGGCGGAUAAAUUUGGAUACUCCAGAGGAAGCUCAUCAGAAUCUCUCCUUUGGCGCUGCGGAUCGCUGGUGGGAGCAGACAGAUCUGACCAAGCUGAUACUCGCCUCAAACAAACUGCAGUGUCUUUCAGAGGAUGUCAAACUUCUGCCUGCGCUCACCGUGCUGGAUGUGCACGAUAAUCAGCUAACAUCUCUUCCUUCUGCUUUAGGACAAUUAGAAAAUCUUCAGAAACUUGAUGUCAGCCACAAUAAACUGAAAAGCAUCCCAGAAGAGCUGCUGCAGUUGUCGCGUUUGAAGAGCCUUCUUCUUCAUUACAAUGAGCUGAGCCACUUGCCCGAUGGAUUUGGACAGCUUGUCAAUUUAGAAGAAUUAGAUCUGUCCAACAAUCAUCUCACAGACAUUCCAACAAGUUUUGCUUUGCUCAUUAACUUAGUGCGACUCAAUUUGGCUUGUAAUCAACUCAAGAACCUGCCUGCAGAUAUCAGUGCAAUGAAAAGCUUAAGACACCUGGAUUGCACUAAGAACUACCUGGAAACUGUACCUUCUAAAUUAGCGACUAUGGCAUCUUUGGAACAACUUUAUCUGAGAAAAAAUAAAUUGCGUUCCCUACCAGAUUUUCCCUCAUGCAAAUUACUGAAGGAAUUACAUGCUGGUGAAAAUCAGAUCGAAAUAUUAAAUGCAGAGAAUCUGAAGCAUCUGAAUUCCCUCUCUGUAUUGGAACUUAGAGACAACAAGAUAAAAUCAGUUCCUGAUGAAAUUACUUUGCUUCAGAAGUUGGAGAGACUUGACCUCGCCAACAAUGAUAUCAGUAGAUUGCCUUAUACAUUGGGGAAUCUUCCUCAGUUGAAAUUCCUGGCAUUAGAGGGAAAUCCUUUGAGAACCAUUCGAAGAGACCUUCUGCAAAAAGGCACCCAGGAACUUCUGAAAUACCUAAGAAGCAAAAUCCAAGAUGAUGUAACCAGCCCAAAUGAAGAGCCUCCUGUGACAGCCAUGACUCUUCCAAGUGAGUCAAGGAUUAACAUGCACGCCAUAACCUCACUAAAAUUAUUGGAAUAUAGUGAGAAACAGGCAGCUGUGAUUCCUGAUGACAUGUUUAAUGCGGUCAGAAGCAAUCCUGUUGCCACUGUCAACUUCAGCAAAAAUCAGCUGAAGGAAGUUCCUCCAAGGAUUGUGGAGCUGAAAGACUCAGUCUGUGAUGUCAACCUUGGCUUCAAUAAAAUCUCAUCUAUUUCCUUGGAGCUUUGCAUGCUCCAUAAAUUGACACAUUUGGAUAUCAGAAAUAAUUUUUUGACAUCUUUACCUGAAGAAAUGGAGGCACUGACAAGACUGCAAAUAAUAAAUCUUUCUUUUAAUAGGUUUAAAGUAUUUCCCAGCGUCCUUUAUCGCAUCCUAGCACUGGAGACGAUCCUGCUCAGUAACAAUCAGGUUGGGUCUGUAGACCCACUGCAGCUAAAGAAGAUGGAGAACCUUGGAACGCUGGACCUUCAGAACAAUGACCUCCUCCAGGUGCCACCAGAACUUGGGAACUGUGAAACUCUGAGGACACUUCUGUUAGAAGGAAAUCCGUUCCGCACUCCCCGGGCGGCCGUUCUGGCCAAGGGCACAGCCGCAGUGCUGGAGUAUCUGAGGAGCCGAAUCCCUGCUUGAUGCCCCGGGCUGUGUCCUUGCAGGCCCAGGAGCAGCGUUACCCGACCGAGGGGUUCCCCACCUUCCUCCUGGUUCGUCAGCUGUUGGCUAACCUGGCCCGUCCAGCAAAGCAUGCGUACUACUGUUUGUAGUUCACACGUCAGGAACGAACUCCCCUAUGAAAUGUUUCCCCUCGAGGUUGCAUGUUUCGAGAGUGCAUUUAAGAUGCCACUAUACAUGUUUACACUUUUUGUAGUAAAGAAUGCUGUUGACAGCCGCCUUCGGUAAUAGUGACAACGUUUUUUCUACAGUUAAGCUAAUUUUUAAAAGCGUUGUCAGCACCACAGUAUUUGAGCAAAAGGCAGAACUAGCACUGAUUUUUGUAGCCUGUUCUGUGAUCUGUCGGCUACGUGGUCUCUUCACUGCUGCCUCAGAAAAUGGGCUCUGCUCGGUGUGCGAUGACACGCUCGGGCCCUGAACUGUGCUCUGCUGCGGCGAGGGCUGGGUACGAGCUGUACCGCAGGCUGCACGUCGCACGUAAAGGGAAGUGGGCUUGCUGUUAGUGGCUGCGCUGACACAAUAAAUGUUUCCUGUUGGA
Grus americana (Whooping crane) is the source of this 2482-nucleotide messenger RNA. It is a transcript of the gene LRRC40, whose product is annotated as leucine rich repeat containing 40. Gene Ontology annotation, molecular function: protein binding. Bases 94 to 1905 code for a protein of 603 amino acids. The record is from RefSeq and is a predicted model, not a curated record. NCBI's taxonomy places the organism in Eukaryota, Metazoa, Chordata, Aves, Gruiformes, Gruidae. The transcript is spliced from 15 exons.